Mucor mucedo is the source of this 1791-nucleotide messenger RNA. Its product is annotated as alkaline-phosphatase-like protein. Gene Ontology annotation, biological process: GPI anchor biosynthetic process. Gene Ontology annotation, cellular component: endoplasmic reticulum membrane. Gene Ontology annotation, molecular function: mannose-ethanolamine phosphotransferase activity. The transcript has a single exon. The annotation marks the transcript as partial. NCBI's taxonomy places the organism in Eukaryota, Fungi, Mucoromycota, Mucoromycetes, Mucorales, Mucoraceae. The record is from RefSeq and is a predicted model, not a curated record.
AUGCAGCGUGUCAAGGGCCUGAUGACAGGCUCUUUACCGACAUUUAUUGAUGCUGGCGCCAAUUUUGCUUCAUCCGCUGUAGGCGAAGACCAUUUAUUAUUCCACAUAAAACAAAAGUUUCACAAUAUGUACUUGAUGGGCGAUGACACCUGGCUUAACCUGUUUCCCGAGAUCUUUGACGAUCCUUCCAAAACAUUUGCCAGUGAUAGUUUCAAGAUGCUGGAUCUGGAUUCCGUAGAUAACGAUAUCUUGUCACAUCUAUGGACAGUGAUGGAAGGAGAGUGGGAGGUUGCUAUUGCUCAUUUCUUAGGUGUCGAUCAUUGUGGACAUACAUUUGGUCCAUCCGACCCCAACAUGGCACGCAAAUUGAACCAAAUGAAUACUGUUAUGGAACAACUCUUAACUUUUAUCGAUGAGGACACCUUAUUAGUGGUUAUGGGCGAUCAUGGAAUGUCGUUGGAAGGAGAUCAUGGUGGUGAAAGUGUAGAGGAGCUCAUGAGCACUUUAUUCAUGCAUUCAAAGAGACCGUUAACAAUAGAGGGAGACUAUUAUAAAACAUUACAUCACCGAAUCCAUCAAGCACGGGCAACACGAUUAGAUUACGAUAUACCCAACAUCUCGAAGCGUCUUUCUUAUAAUGCUAGUCAAUACCCUAUCGUAUCGCAAAUUCACUUGGUGCCGACGUUAGCGUAUCUUUUGCAAGUACCAAUACCUUUUGGGAAUUUAGGUGCCAUUAUACCUGACAUUAUCUAUCCGGCAGACGAUGGAAACCAAAUAGCCAACCUGGUACAUAUGGUGGAACAGUUUCGAAUGAACGCUUUGCAGGUGCACGAUUAUCUCCAUCAGUACUCGAAAAGUCACGCAGCGGAUUUUUCUCAAGACAAAACACAAGCAUUGGCACGCCAUCUAUAUCGCGCUGAGGAAAUCAUGGUACGACUAACAAACCAGGAUCAGUUCCAAAAAGCUAUGGAAGCCAGUGUAUCUACAACAAACGACAUACAAGAAUUCAGUUCAUUGUUGGAGGAAGCUAUUUUAGAAUACGAUGCGUUUUUAAUUAGUACUAUCAAAUAUUGCGAAGCUAUCUGGGCACAAUUUGAUACUGGAUGUAUGGUGAUCGGGAUCAUUUUAUUGAUCUCGGGUACCUUGAGUUCCCUUUUGUUGCUCUCAAACAAGACAAAACCCACCAAUGACAAGAGUGUGCUUGUAUUGGGUAUGUCUGCUUUGAUCAUAUCGUGCUCUUUUGUCUAUUUACGAUAUGCUGUUUUCGCACACUUUUUCUUGUCCAAAGGUUGGUUUGAAAAGAUGGAAGUGUUGGAUUGGGUUGGUGUUUCUCUAGUCUUGACCUUGUCUUGCAUCUCGUUGCUAACUCAACACGAAAACCCAAGUAAACCGAGUGUAUAUUGGUAUAAAUAUGAUUGGUUUGUCUUGUUGGCUGGUGGUCUAGCACAAUCGUUUACUCUAGGCUCCAACAGUUUUGUAAUCUGGGAAGAUCGUGGUACAAGGUUUGCCUUGGCUACAUUAUCUUUCCUUUGGAUGAUUCGUAACUUACAGGCUUUAACUAAGUACACGAAAAAAAUGGUGCUGCAAUCGAUUGGCUACCCGUUUUUGCUUUUGGUCUUUGUACGUUUGACGGGUCUUACAGGACAAUGUCGCGAGGAACAAUUCCCUGAUUGCGUGUAUAUGUACAGUAGCUCACUUGAAUUUGGAAACCAUGUCACUGGGUAUUGUUCUACAGCUUUUCUGAUAGCUUCCUUGUUCAUUGUGUAUUACUUUUCUCGAACCAUUCAGAAU